This is a messenger RNA of Pochonia chlamydosporia 170, 1533 nucleotides long. Its product is annotated as sugar transporter. Bases 1 to 1533 code for a protein of 510 amino acids. Gene Ontology annotation, biological process: carbohydrate transport; transmembrane transport. The transcript is spliced from 7 exons. The record is from RefSeq and is a predicted model, not a curated record. NCBI's taxonomy places the organism in Eukaryota, Fungi, Ascomycota, Sordariomycetes, Hypocreales, Clavicipitaceae. Gene Ontology annotation, molecular function: carbohydrate:proton symporter activity. Gene Ontology annotation, cellular component: membrane.
AUGGUUCGGACAUUUACUAAUUUAUACUUUAUAUGCGGGUUGGCAACUUUGGGGGGGUUGCUGCAGGGUUUCGAUGUUUCUUCUCUUUCUGCUAUUUUAGCUACACCACAGUACAAAGAGUACUUUUCGAAACCUGACUCUGUCACCCAGGGGGGAAUCACUGCCUCUAUGGCUGGUGGUUCCCUCCUCGGAGCCUUGCUUGCUUCUUGGACUGGAGAUCGUGUCGGCCGUCGCGAUUCCAUGGCCAUUGCAUGCGUCAUCUUCAUUUGUGGAUCAAUCCUUAUGAGUGCUGUGCAGAACCGGGCCAUGCUCAUUGUGGCGCGAAUUGUUAAUGGGUUUGCUGUCGGUAUGCUUACAAGUCAAGGACCGAUUUACAUUGCCGAACUCAGCCCGGCCAAGCGACGUGGUCAGCUUAUUUCCCUGCAGCAGUGGAUGAUUACAUGGGGCAUCUUGAUCAUGUAUUACAUAUCGUAUGGAACCUCGUUCAUCCAGUCGACUGCCUCAUUCCGACUUCCUUGGGGGCUGCAGAUGAUCCCGGCUAUGGCCCUCCUAGCCUGCAUCCCGUUCAUGCCCAGGUCUCCCCGUUGGUUAGCCAAGAAAGAUCGUUGGGAAGAAGCACUCGAAACGCUUGCUUCCGUUCGAUCUGGCGGAGAUAGAAUGAAUGCAGAAGUCCUCGCCGAGAUGCAAGAAAUCAGGGAGCGUGUUCAGUUGGAAGAACAAUAUAAUUCUACCAGCUGGAUGGAGCUGUUUACCUCACGAAACAUUAUCCGUGUCCACGUCGGAAUCUUUGCACAUGUCUGGGCUCAAUAUUCCGGUACCAACGCAUUCAUGUACUACAUCACAUUUCUGUUCCAGAUGGCUGGUCUAUCGGGCACAAACAACUUGACCAUUUCCAGCAUCCAAUACAUUAUCAACACGGUGAUGACUGUCCCUGCACUACUAUUUAUCGACAAAUUACCUCGCCGCAAAGUAAUGAUGUCGGGCAGUUUGCUCAUGGCCAUCCUGUUGUUCAUUGGCGGCGCAGUUAUGGCAACUCAGGGACAUCCAGUACCAGGAGGUCUCAAGGGUAGCCCGACAAUUACCUGGGUCAUCGAGGGCGGAGCUGCUAGCAAGGCCAUUAUCGUGUGCAGUUACUUGUUCAUUGCAACAUUUGCGUGUACUUGGGGACCCAUGGGUUGGAUUUAUCCUUCUGAGAUCAUCCCGCUAUACAUCCGUUCCAAGGCAGUUUCACUAGCGACGCUCUUCAACUGGGGGUGCAACUUUAGUCUCACCUUCUUUACACCUCCAGCAUUCCAAAACAUCCAGUGGCGGUUCUACAUGAUCUUUGCAUCGUUUUGCCUGGCGGCAUUUGUCCACGUGUUCCUUUUCUUCCAGGAGACACAGGGUAAGACGUUGGAAGAGAUGAAUGACAUUUUCGACAAUAAUACAUUUGCGUUUGGCAAAAUUAAGGUGCCAGAGGAGCGGUUCGAGGAUUUAGUGGAGAAAGCGCAACAGAAGUUUGCGCCAGAUGGAAAGGCCAUUGCCGAGGCAUGA